This is a messenger RNA of Hipposideros armiger (great roundleaf bat), 9749 nucleotides long. RefSeq names its product zinc fingers and homeoboxes 3 (gene ZHX3). Gene Ontology annotation, molecular function: DNA-binding transcription factor activity, RNA polymerase II-specific; DNA binding. Gene Ontology annotation, cellular component: nucleus. The record is from RefSeq and is a predicted model, not a curated record. Gene Ontology annotation, biological process: regulation of transcription by RNA polymerase II. NCBI's taxonomy places the organism in Eukaryota, Metazoa, Chordata, Mammalia, Chiroptera, Hipposideridae. The transcript has 6 exons. Bases 644 to 3508 code for a protein of 954 amino acids.
CACCCCGGAGCUGCUAGAUAGAAUGUGCGCGUGGCCCGCCACCUGACCCACUGCCAGGAGAGGCGGAAAAGCGGGGACCAAGGUACUCCUGGCUUUGCUUCCAGCUCGCUAUGUGACUUUGGCGCCAAGUUCAGUGCCUGACACAAAGGAGGAGAGCAGUAACUGCCGCUAUCCUUCAUUCCAUCUAUCCGACGCACUGGUGGAGCGGCAGCCGUCUUAAUACCGUCACUGGCCAGCAGAGGGCAGGUGGUGACCAGCCUUCUUGCCCAGCUGAGCAACCUCUCCGCCCGCAGGCGCCAUGGGACUGGGACAGUUCAUCCAGAAGUCCAGCUGCGUGCUCCCCCUUGGCCUGAGAGAUUCCUCCCACUCUUCCCCCAAAAUGGUUUAAGGACUGAAUUGCAACGCAGAAGCAAUAAGUGAACUUUUAAAGAUGCAUAUGGGGCUGCAUAAAGCGAAGAGAGAAACUGGAGAAACUAAUGAAGUAAGCAAAAAGUUUAAUAGGGAAAACUUGCUUUCUGCCAACAACUGAAAAAGCUACCCUUGGAAACGUUUCUUUGGCCCUCAUGGAGCGGCUGGAACUUGUACUGUGAGGCCCUUGAUGGGACGAGCUUUCGGCCACUGAUCCCCCAGAGUGGCUGUCACCAUGGCCAGCAAGAGGAAGUCCACCACCCCGUGCAUGAUCCCGGUGAAGGCGGUGGUGCUGCAGGCCCCCAGCGCGGAGGCCCAGCCGGCCGAGGCUUUGCCUGAAGGACCCCAGCAGGACCUGCCCCCAGACGCGCCUGCCGCGAGCGGCGAGGCCACCCAGAACUCCAGCAGCACCGACGGCGCCGCGCUGGCCAACGGGCACCGGGCCACUUUGGAUGGCUAUUCGUAUUCCUGUAAAUACUGCGAUUUCAGGUCCCAGGACAUGACCCAGUUUGUGGGGCACAUGAACUCCGAGCACACAGACUUUAAUAAAGACCCAUCUUUUGUAUGCACUGAGUGCAGUUUCCCGGCAAAAACUCCUGAGGGGCUUUCUCUGCACAAUGCCAAGUGCCACUCGGGGCACGCCAGCUUUGUGUGGAAUGUGGCCAAGCCAGACAAUCACGUCGUUGUGGAGCAGAGCGUCCCCGAGAGCACCAGCACUCCUGACCUACUGGGCGAGCCCAAUGCCGAAGGGACCGAUGGGCAGGCGGAAAUCAUCAUCACCAAAACCCCGAUCAUGAAGAUCAUGAAAGGCAAAGCUGAAGCCAAAAAGAUUCAUACGCUCAAGGAAAACGUCCCCAAUCAGCCCGUCGGCGAGGCCUUACCAACCUCAUCAGCUGGGGAAGCAGAGGUGAAAGAGGGGGACCACUCCUUUGUCAACGGGGCCGUCCCAGUCAGCCAGGCAUCUGCCACCCCCACAAAGGCCCCCCAUACGGCCAACGGGCCUCUGACAGGGACGGUGCCAGUUCUGCCCGCCGGCAUCGCGCAGUUCCUGCCCCUGCAGCAGCAGCCGCCCUUGCGCGCCCAGCACCACGCCCACCCGCCACCGCCCACCUCCAAGUCCCUCCCCAAAGUGAUGAUCCCGCUGAGCAGCAUUCCCACGUACAAUGCGGCCAUGGACUCCAACAGCUUCCUGAAGAACUCUUUCCACAAGUUCCCCUACCCGACCAAAGCCGAGCUCUGCUAUUUGACGGUGGUCACCAAGUACCCAGAAGAACAGCUCAAGAUCUGGUUCACAGCCCAGAGGCUAAAGCAAGGGAUCAGCUGGUCCCCUGAGGAGAUCGAGGACGCACGGAAAAAGAUGUUCAAUACGGUCAUUCAGUCUGUACCUCAGCCCACCAUCACCGUCCUCAAUACCCCCCUGGUUGCCAGCGCUGGCAACGUCCAGCAUCUCAUCCAGGCCGCUCUCCCGGGUCAUGUUGUGGGACAGCCAGAAGGCACGGCAGGGGGACUUCUGGUCACUCAGCCACUGAUGGCCAACGGGCUGCAGGCACCGAGCUCGUCCCUGCCCCUGGCAGUGACAUCGGUCCCCAAGCAGCCGGCUGUUGCGCCCAUUAACACUGUGUGUUCAAACACGACGUCAGCCGUGAAGGUGGUGAACGCAGCCCAGUCUCUGCUCACAGCGUGCCCCAGCAUAACUUCCCAAGCCUUCCUCGAUGCCAGCAUCUACAAAAAUAAGAAAUCCCAUGAACAGCUGUCAGCUCUGAAAGGUAGCUUCUGUCGGAACCAGUUCCCAGGACAGAGCGAAGUUGAGCAUCUGACCAAAGUGACGGGCCUCAGUACCAGGGAGGUGCGGAAGUGGUUCAGUGAUCGCAGGUACCACUGCCGGAACCUCAAGGGCUCCCGGGCCAUGAUGCCCGGAGAUCCCGGCUCUGUCAUCAUCGACUCUGUGCCAGACGUGCCCUUCUCUCCGGCGUCCAAGGCCCCUGAGGUGACCUGUGUCCCACCAGCAGCCACUCUGGCCACCCACCCUUCUGCCAAACGACAGUCCUGGCACCAGAUCCCUGACUUCACAUCAACCAAAUACAGGGAGCGAGCCCCCGAGCAGCUCCGAGCCCUGGAGAGCAGUUUUGCACAAAACCCCCUUCCUCUCGACGAGGAACUGGACCGCCUGAGGACUGAAACCAAAAUGACCCGAAGAGAGAUUGACAGCUGGUUUUCUGAGAGAAGGAAAAAAGUGAAUGCGGAAGAGACCAUGAAAGCUGAUGGGAGUGGCUCUCUGGAGGAGGGGGAGGCCGCUGAGGAUGAGGGUGGAGCAGACAUUUUGGCGGGUGACCUGAGGGUCCCUGGGGAGAAUGGCUCCCUGGAAAUGCCCAGCAGCCACAUGUUGGCAGAACGCAAAGUCAGCCCCAUUAAAAUCAAUCUCAAGAACCUGCGGGUCACUGAAGCCAAUGGCAAAAGUGAGCUGCCCGGGCUGGGCCCCUGCGAGCCCGAAGACGACGGCCCGAACAAGCUGGCCGAGCAGCCCCCUGGCAAGGUGAGCUGCAAGAAGACAGCACAGCAGCGACACCUGCUGCGCCAGCUCUUUGUGCAGACGCAGUGGCCCAGCGCCCAGGACUACGACUCCAUCGUGGCCCAGACGGGCUUGCCGCGGCCAGAGGUGGUGCGCUGGUUCGGGGACAGCAGGUACGCCCUGAAGAACGGCCAGCUCAGGUGGUACGAAGACUACAAGCGGGGCAAUUUCCCACCAGGGCUGCUGGUCAUGGCCCCUGGCACCCGGGAGCUGCUGCAGGACUAUUGCCUGACACACAAGACGCUGAGUGAGGAGGACCUGCAGAGCCUCUGCGACAAGACCCAGAUGAGCUCCCAGCAGGUGAAGCAGUGGUUUGCCGAGAAAGUGGGCGAGGAGAUCCGGGUCGUGGCAGACACAGGCGGCGAGGACCAGGGCCCUGGGGACCCUGCAGCAGUUCACAAAGGGCUCGGUGACACCUAUUCGGAGGUGUCAGAAAACAGUGAGUCAUGGGAGCCCAGUGUCCCUGAGGCCAGCUCAGAGCCCUGUGACACUCCGAGUCCCCAGGCUGGACGUCAGCUGGAAACAGACUGAAUUAGAACCAAUUACUGUGAAGGACGGGCCAGUCUGGGAUGCCGCCUGCCAUGUGGAAGGGCCCCACCGACUCUCUGCUGCCACAGGCCGUUCCCAUGCCUGGCCGCUGGGCGCGCACAAGAGCUUCUGGAAGCCUCCCAGACAGCCCAGAGCCCCCGUCACCUUCCGCCUGCCACCACCGAGCAAGCAGGGAGAGCAAGUUCUCGUCAGUUCUUCCUCCCACAAUGUAGGACCUUUCCUUUGACUUCCAGUGGAUAACGUAGUUCAGAUUUCAUAUUCAUAGACACAGAGUCAAAGUUUUAACCUAUAAAUCCGCCUAUACACAUUUAAUAAAACAUCAUAUUAUAAACACUUUUAUUACAUAGAAACUUUGGUUAGCAAAGCAGUACAUUGUCUUUUACAUCAUCUCUGAAAAUGCCCUGUGUCUGUUCUCUGGAGAUGGCUGGGGCCACAGGUCCCCUCACUGUCCAGGGUCAGGCAGGCGCUGUGGGCACCCUCAGAUUCCGCCUGGAGCCCCUGGGCCCCCUUUGUGUUCCUCAAGGCAGUACCUUUGGAGAGACUCCCUCUGCGUUCAGCGGUGACCAGCACAGCUUCCUCUGGGCUGGCCUUGCCUGAUGGGAUCAUCAGUGCAGAGCCCACUGUGUCCCGCAUUUAAAAAUGGACUGGUUGUGUGAUUUGUGUGGGGUGCUCCCCACUCUCUUAAGUGGUUGCAGUAAUUCUGCUUUUUCACGGAAGUUUGAAUCAUGGACCAUAACUUUGUCAGUUUCAACUACAGAAACGUUUGUUGUCAAGCCUAAUGUACUGACCUAGGUGCCCGCUUUAAAAAAAAAAAUCUUUUUUUAGAUGUUUAGAGUGAGAGGAAAGUUGAAAACAGAAACGGGUGGGGUGAAAGUCAGUGCACAGCCACAGUGUGGGGUGUUCCAAGCCCAUCCCCCUCUCUUCAGAGCCACCUGUGUUUUAGGAAGGAAGACCCACCUUGCCUGGAAGCGAGAGCGAGAACCGAUGGGAUUCAGGACUUCUUAAAGUGAUCAGAGCUGGGGUGGCCUCGACACAAAGACCUAGCAGGACCCCCAGGUGCUCCCGGCACCCUCUCCAAGGGCCUGGCUGGCGUGCUGGUCACUUGCCCAGGGGUGCUGGCCAUCACUGGACAGGUGCUCGUGAGGAUUUCUAAUUUGAAAGUUCAGUAUUUAUUUCCGCAAAGUUGGAAACAAGAUCUCUGUCUGCUUUAGCUUAACCCUCAUAUCCAUUGUUUUAAUUGAGAAAAAUCACAGGAAAAGGUGCCUUUGCAACAUUGGGAAACUUGCUUACAAAGUUGUACUAAAUGGUAAAUCUCUGUUUCCCCAAGACUGGCUGCUCUGAGAGCAGCCGGGGACGAGCGGGGCGGGCAGAAGCAUCGCCUGCAGCUCCGCUCACCUCCAGGAAACCACCUGCGUCCCAGAGCAUCAAGGCCUCAGGCUGGGCUCGCAGCACUAGGAGACCCCUGAGGGAGGCGUGGGCUUUGGGCAGGAAGCUGGUGGUGGGUCAGGCGCCAUCCUUCUCCCGACCCCACCAGGGAACUGGACUGGACAGGGCCUUCACUGGCUGCCUGCGAGGACGAAGAUGCUCGCAGCACCCUCUGCUUCCAGGAGAGGGCUCGCUUGGAAGCCAGAAGCCCUCAAACCAUCCUUGUCCUUCAGAAGUGUCUCCUGCCCUCUCUGUCCCAAUAGGAAACUCCUCUUAACGUGUUUCAAACAGGUGACUUGUGAGUUGUGCAGCCUGUUUUUGUAUCCUUUCCAUUUUGGGCAUAAAGCUAUUAACCCCAAAGGCCUCUCUGUGGAAUUGCCAAGAAUGGCGAGUUACUGUCUUCCUUCAGAGAACAGACACGUGGAAUUUUUCCUUUAGCGUUUAUGUACAUUCAGAUUAAUUUAUAUGUACACAUAUACAGUGCAGAGAUCCAUUUGGUACUUUGCUCCGGAAAUAGGCAUCUGACGUGUGUACUCUUGAGGAACUUAGUGGCUGGCAUGUGGAUUUCGGGGAAAGUAGCCUGUGUUGGAGGGAAUGCCGGUACAUGGGGUGCCCUGGGCGGCCCGGCACGAAGCCACCUGCAGGUAUUGGGGAGACACCCUCCCAGCAUCACCCCCAGGGCCCUGCACGUACUGGCCAAUGGGGCAUGUCUUUAGAGAGGGUUUCCUUGGUUAUUUGUAUUCGCAUUUCACUUAUAACCCAAACAGCAAGACAGAAAAAAAAAAUGGUGGACAAGUUCAUGUAGGUCAUAGACAGCGAUCCACCCUCAGCACCAGCUCGUCUUUAAAAGCUGGAAAAGGCGGCCUGUUUUCCUCACAGAGGUUGGUCCUCACCACCAGCCAGGUAAGGAGCCCAGCGAGGGGCCAGACCCUCCUCCCCACUGGGCUCUCGGACGGGAGUGAAUGAGUGGGUGUGGGCCUCACGCUUGAAAAGAAUAAGAUGAUCAAAGGUGAUGGUGGGAGAGAUGGCUGGGUCAUUGAGCAGGUGCCUGAAGGGACGUUGCAGCAGGUUCCCUGGGCUUUGAUGUGGGCACAAAACCAUGAACACGGCUAACCGGGCACAGAGAAAAACCCACACAGGCCCGGAAAUCAGGACUGCACCAGCAGUGCCGUGGGCCCAUAGGACGGUAGCAGCCACCCCGUGGCCCCGUCACAAGGCAGAUCGCUGACAGGUUAGAUUCUGUGAUGUCGCCUACGGUGGAAUGCAGCUGUGGGCUGCAGAGUUGAGAGGGGUGGGGUGGAGUUAGCCUGUCCUGAAGAAAAAGCCCAUUUCGUAAGGUGACUAAUCUCUCUCUGCCCCCUGCAUGCACCUGGACCCAUUGGAGACAGUACCAUAUCUCGGUGUUUCUCGUUGCCGACGACUUAUCCAUGUGUGGUUUAGUGUUUUUUACAGGGGAUUGUAGAUCCAGUUUUAAUAGGUGAAACCAGGUCACCGUUUUAAUACAGGAAUUCUGGAUUUAUGAUACAUAUACUUUGCAUAUUUCGAUUACUUGUUUUAUUUCUUGAUUCUUGAGGAGGUUUUUGAUUUGGGAGGAGGUCCUCAUUUCUGGGAGUUGCAGGUUCCUGAAAUAGAAUUCCUGAGUAGGAUGGCUGCUGGCCGCCGGUUGGGGCUUUGGCAGCACACUGUGACUUAGGGAUCCCUGCUUGGCCGAGUGACUGGCAGCUGUUCAGGUGGACCAAAGCGCCUUGACCUGAGGCCCCCACACCCCGCUCUCCAGAAGCAGAAGCUGGGAGCUGGGCAGUGUCGGCUGGUGCCUUGUAGGCUCCCUCGUGUGCUGAUGGCCUCGUCCCAGCUGGCCGUGGGAGGCCGGCCGCCAGGAGGUUUCAGUGUGCUCUCUAGGCUGAGAAGUGGCUCUUGGGGGUUUUCUCCUGCUCAGUCAGUGAUCCAGGGACAGGCCCUAUGUCACCCCCUUCUGGCCUCUGACUCGGGGACACCUGCCAGGCAGCUUGCCGUGCAGGGUGCUUGCGUUUCUAGCCACAUUCACGCCCACCACUCCCUGCUUGUGCGGCCCUGUUUUGAACCCUAUUACCUCUUACCUCCCUGUUCUCUUCUCGGACCAAAAUUUGGGGAUUGGAGCAGCUUUGUCAGAUCAGACGCCACAGCCCAAGUGGAUAAAGGAUUUGGCAGAAGAGAACCAGCCAAGAAGAAAAUCUUAAAACCAAACCUAUAGUUUGGGUUUUUCUUUAGUUUCUCCCCCACCCCCUUUUUCCUUGCUCGGAGUUUACCUGGGGCAGGUUACCUGUUUGACUCGCCUUUUCUAUGAAGCUUACAUUUUCACGUGUCCCAUUGAUUUGCAAGGCUCAGUUGUACGCUGACGGAGAAAAAGCCUCUAGACAUGUAAAGGUCCACACAGCCAGCUCUUCAGGUCACAGCCAAGCCGCCUGCCUGGGUCAGGAGGACAACGGGCUCAGCUCUCCUCACUCCAGACAGGGGUCCCCCUGCAGUCUCCUUCGCUGCCUUUCCCUAAGCACAGGCCCACCCAGCCUUCCUGCCCAGACCUGGGGGGCAUCUCUGUGUGGCUUGGGGAGCACCUGCCCACAGAAAAGCUCCAAUACCUGAGAAGGGGGGUAUGGAGCCCAAGCCUGUCCUGCACAGUCCCCUCCCCAAGUGAGGCUUCAAUCUGGGUACCCACCAUGCUGUUUUCUGUGGCCCAUUUUAUAGAAUGGGUUUUGAUUUUGGCCGAGUAGAUGGAAGUGGCCAUCAUGGGUGCCGCCUGGCCCACUGCCCAGUCCAACUCUACGUCCAAACGGAGCUGACAGGCCUCGGCUUGAAUUCAUUUCUGCUGGAACCUGUCUGUUCCCAGUGUCCAGUCACAGUGGGAAGGGGUCGGGGGAUGAACCCCAGUUCCCCUGCAGUUGGCCCGGCGUCUGUAAGUAGCUGUGAGGACCACAGACCGAGCAUUUGGCCCCAGAGAGUCUGCUUUUUGGUUCUUCAGUCCUGAGCUCACUGUCAAGACUGGCUGUUCUGUGACCUGCCUGCAAAGCUGGCCAUUCCUUUGAAUGGGGCUCGCCCUUCACCAGACUGGGGACAUGACAGCCUGGACCUAACAGGAGCCAGGUGUUCUUGCUCUAAAACCUGGAGCAGGGGCGGAGACCCCACGUCGGGGAUGGACGAGGCAGGCCCUGGUUACCAUACGGCCAUGGACGGGCUGUCUUGAUUUUUAAAGACUCAGAUCUUUUGGUUUGCAGGACUGCAAGGAUUCGCGAAGAACAUAGUUACUGCCUUGUUAUCACCAGCCCCCCCCCCGGCCCCCCGGGCUUUUGCAGGGGCAAGCAGUGAGCAUGGCUGUCAGGUGGGGGCUGCGGUCGUGUCCGCUUAGUGUCCUGCUGUCCUGUCGGGGUGGGUGGCCAGCCAGGGGUCCUGAGAGGAGUGCGAGUGUUCACCUGAAACUUGCCGUCAGUGCCUCUUCCUCCGGAACGGCCCUGUGGGGAGCAUGUGCGCACACAGGAGCACCUGAGUGUGGGAGUGAAUAGCUUUCCUUGGCUAAUGCUUCCUAACUUCUGUUCCCUUCCAUGAUAAAUGGAGGAUUUAAAAGUACUCAGUGUGACUGGAGCUGAAGGUGUAAUGUCUAGGAUGAUAAAGGCUGUUCAGAGCCACCGAAUAUAUAAAGCUCCAAGUGCUUGGUCUUCCUGAGUCAAACCCCAGCGUAGACACACUGUUAGGGUACGAACCUACCCGUGUGCUGCCUGUUCGUCAUGUCAUCUGUGUUUAAAGGGAUGGUCACUCGUCCCUGGCUCCUGCCCAUACAGCUGUCUCAUUUGUGCAGUUUGCUUGAAAUGUGGGCGGGUCCGCAGGUUGAGCUGACGGAGGGCGAGGGGACCGCCAGCACCGCCCCCAAGGCCCAGCAGAGACCCUGCAUGGUAAUGGGGCCUCAGUGAACCGGGGCCAGCGCCAGGGGAGGAGAAGCGGUCACUUCUGGGCGGAGGAGUUCCCACCAGGCUUCUGAGAGCCGCUUUGUUGCGCUGUGUCAGGAGGGCCAGACUGUGCCAUAAUUGUUAUCGAAAGGGGAAAACAUGCCAGCCGCCCCUCUGCCCUGCCGGCCAUUGUUCAUUGACAGUUGACUGAGCAGUCUUUGUGGGAGUCGGGAGGUUGCCAGAAGCUGUGGAUUCCUUCCUGCCGCUCCUGAUUCCUGGUUUUCGACCGCCCGACCGCCUGUGUCUGUUGUCUCCAUGCAAACCCUUUGUUCCCGAGGGCCACAUUGCUGAGAAGCGAUGCGGGAAGGACUGUGGAGCAGUUUGCUUUUGGUGUGCUUCCUGUCUCCCAGAGAUGGCUGAAGAAACGAUCAUCUUGGUGCUAAGAGGCAACUGCCCUGUUUCUGUCUGUCCAGAGGCAAAUCAAAACUUGACCGAACUGUGGAAUAGGGUCCCCCCUCCCGCGGUGGCCAAAUGUGAGAGACCAAACCAAGAGGCGUGCUGUGCCUGUCAUUUAGGCCUGGGUGGACCAGGGAUGCUUUACCCUGCGUGAAUGUUUUCAGCAGAGAUGGGACUUGCCUCUGGAUGAUGGCUGUGCCGAGCUGGGAAGAGGGGACUGCCCUCUCAGCUGUCUCCAGGCAUCACGAGGUCCCCUGUGGGGAUGCUGCUAUUUCUACGAUGCAAAUUGCACAUUUCCUAGAUUUUGUAUCUGUGGAUUUGGAUAAGGGAGGGGAACAGGGACAAACUGCUUGUACAAUUUGAAAUGGGCCGAAAUGGUACUUCAGAUCUUUUUGAUUGUUCCUAAAUAAAAGCGUAAAUACACUUCA